Messenger RNA from Girardinichthys multiradiatus, 4431 nucleotides. RefSeq names its product EMAP like 2 (gene eml2). Gene Ontology annotation, biological process: microtubule cytoskeleton organization. The transcript is spliced from 23 exons. Gene Ontology annotation, molecular function: microtubule binding. The coding region runs from base 238 to 2688 and encodes 816 amino acids. The record is from RefSeq and is a predicted model, not a curated record. Gene Ontology annotation, cellular component: mitotic spindle. NCBI's taxonomy places the organism in Eukaryota, Metazoa, Chordata, Actinopteri, Cyprinodontiformes, Goodeidae.
UCGAUGAUCGCGGAACCGAGCUGGCGGAGAAGCUGUUGCUAUAGAAACAGCUACAUGGAGGGUUGCUAGAGGAAGGCAUUUCCGUAUAUUAACCAGGGAAACCGGAAAGGAGAGGGGAGACAGGACGGGCUGAGGGCGUGAAGACGAGACGGAGAGGAGCGAAGGGAGGACGGGGGGAGUCUGCCGAGAGCCGGAGGAGCUGGGGACUGGGAAGGAAGAGGAGAGGAGCGGAGAAGGAUGUCGGAGCGGGUCGCUUCGUGUGGGAGCCUGUGUGACAGCACCAACCUGCUGCUACAGUACUGCAACAACGAUGACACGGUGUCGGCCAGCAGCAACAUGGACAUGGAGGACAGAGUGUCCCACCUGGAGCAGAGGCUGCAGCUGCAGGAGGAUGAGAUCCAGCUGCUGAAGGCGGCUCUGGCUGAUGCUCUGCGUCGGCUUGGUUACUAUGAGGAGCAGACCCAGAGGACACCUGCAGGGGGUGCUCAUGCUGGGAGGAGAGCGCUUGCUACUGCCUCUUCAACACCGCCCACCAGGGUGCGUCAGCUCCUGCAGGCUCUUCCCUCCAGACCUCUGAGUAACGGCUACGUUCAACAGAAACGCCUCCUUUCCUCGCCGUCAUCUCCAAAGAAAGAGGUGCUGCAGUCCAUUAAGAGGAAGAGCAUGUCCACAGAAAGACUAACCCUGGUUCGCAGAGAGAUGGCAGCAGAGAGUCGGAGUCGAACCACCUCCUCCAGCAGCUCCUCUGGUGGUAAAAGCAAAUCCAAAGAAUGCACCUACAAUGCAGAGGACGGCUACGUCAGGAUGUUCCUCCGAGGGCGUCCGGUCACCAUGCACAUCCCAGACCAACAGCGGGGGAGCUACAGCCUGGACCAGAAGGUGGCGCUCCCGAACAAAAAGCUGAAACUUCAGUGGGUAUACGGGUACCGCGGCCGUGACUGCCGCUCCAACCUCUACCUGCUGCCCACCGGGGAGAUCGUGUACUUCAACGCCUCGGUGGUGGUGCUGUACAACACAGAGGAGCAGCAACAGAGACAUUACCUGGGCCACAAUGAUGACGUGAAGUGCCUGAGUGUUCAUCCGGACAUGGUGACCAUAGCAACAGGUCAGGUGGCAGGAAACUCCAAGGAUGGAAAGCUGCUCGCUCCUCAUGUUCGGAUCUGGGACUCGGUGAGCCUCAACACGCUGCAUGUGAUCGGGAUGGGCGUGUUCGACAGAGCGGUCACCUGCGUCUCUUUCUCAAAGUCGAACGGUGGUUCCUUCCUCUGCGCUGUGGAUGAUGCCAACGAUCACAUCCUGUCAGUCUGGAACUGGCAGAAAGAGAAACAACUUGCUGAAGUUAAGUGUUCCAAUGACUCUGUGCUGGGGGCCGUUUUUCAUCCCAUGGACACGAAUCUGAUCGUCACCUGUGGAAAAUCCCACAUUAACUUCUGGACCAUGGAGGGCAACACGCUCACCAAGAGACAGGGGCUGUUUGAGAAACACGAGAAACCGAAGUACGUGCUCUGUGUGGCUUUCGCUGAAAACGGAGAUGCCAUCACCGGAGACUCCAGUGGGAACAUCUAUAUCUGGGCCAAAGGCGGUAGCCGCAUCAGCCAGGUGGUCUCGGGUGCACACGAAGGUGGGAUUUUCUCCGUCUGUGUUCUGAAGGAUGGCACCAUGGUGUCCGGAGGUGGGAAAGACCGCAAGGUGGUGCUGUGGGACCACAACUACAGGAAAAAGGCUGAGAUGGAGGUAGGUGAAUCCCUAGGCCCGGUCCGGGCUCUGGCUGAAGGUAAACCAGGUGAACUUUUCGUUGGAACCACCAAGAACGCCAUCAUCAGAGCGGCCUUCCCUGACACCUUGACCCCUAUAGUACAGGGUCACACAGAUGAGCUGUGGGGUCUGGACGUCCAUCCUUCCAUGGAGCAGUUUGCUACCUGCUCACAGGACAGACAGGUUCACCUCUGGGACACCAUCACCCACCAGCCCCUUUGGAGCAAGACCAUCGAGGAUCCAGGAAGGUCUGCAGGUUUCCAUCCCAGUGGGGCCGUUCUGGCUGUCGGCACCAUGACUGGAAGGUGGUUAGUGCUGGACACCGACACUCGGGAUCUAGUUUCUAUGCACACUGAUGGCAAUGAAAUCAUUUCAAAUGUCAAAUACUCUCCAGAUGGUAACUUCCUUGCUGUUGCUUCCCAUGACAACUUUGUCUACAUCUAUGCUGUGAGCGAGAACGGCAGGAAGUACAGCCGUGUUGGGAAAUGCGCUGGUCACUCCAGCUUCGUUACCCAUCUGGACUGGUCUAAAGACAGCCAGUAUCUCGUCACCAACUCAGGAGACUAUGAGAUCCUCUUCUGGGAGGGAACCAGUGGUAAACACGUGACCAACAUGGACACAGUCCGUAACCUGGAGUGGUUUACUUCUACCUGCACCUUGAGCUUCAGCACCUUUGGAAUUUGGCCAGAUGGAGCAGACGGCACAGACAUCAACGCCGUGUGCAGGUCACAUGAAGGAUCCCUGCUGGCCUCUGCUGAUGACUUUGGCAAAGUGCAUUUGUUCUCCUUCCCCUGCUCCCAACCAAGGGCUCAGAGUCAAGAGUACGGCGGCCACAGCAGUCACGUGACCAACGUUGCCUUCCUUCAUGACGACAGUCACCUGAUCUCCACCGGCGGGAAAGACACCAGCAUCCUGCAGUGGAUCGUUGCCUAGACGACACUCUUCUUUCUCACAUCUCUGACCCCUCACCUCUUCCAGAUUACCCUUUCCCGCCAACAGGUGGCAGCACCCCUCUGUGCCUACAGGAUCAUAGAAAACAACUGGAACGACCCACAGAUGUCAAAGCAGAACACAGUGAUCAGAAAUAAUAAAUGUAAACGUUAAUGGAACAGAAAAUGAGUUGUUGUGGUGCAGAAAUGUAAUAUUACCUGGUUCCCAGCUGGACGCUGAAGGUGGCGACCACACCACAGAGCUAUUAUUUUUAGCAUUAGUACUUCCUGUGCCUGAACGGUACUCAUUUCAACCCCCUUUAACUGGAACUCCUCGUGUUUUUAAAAGGCGCACUUUGGGCUAAACGUGGCUCCUUUAUUACAGAGCAGUUCUGAAUGCAUGUUGCACAGUUCGGGUUUGGGUUGCACUCAUUCUUAGGUAUAUAUUAUGAUAUUGGUUUCUAUUUUCUGAAUGAAGUGAGCUUCUCAUGAGGUUUUUGCAUCAUACUAAAUAAAGUAUGAUACAAAAACCUCACAAGAAGCUGUCUUCAUUCCAAAUAUCUACAGAAUCACAGCUUGCUUGGCAAAAAAAAAGGAGCUUAGAUGGAUAAAUCUAAUGACCAGGUUAAAACUGCUCCUUUUGGGGAUUUGUUUAAUUCCAAAUGCAGUAUAUUGUUCUGAGCAUGCACGGGUCUCUCCUUAAACUAAAAACUACAGUUUCACCUUUAAACUUGAAACACACUCCUGCAGGGAUUUAGUACAGUUGAAUGUAAAUUUUAUCAAAGUUUUGAAUUCCAAAGUUUAAAAAGAGAGGCUGGUACGUGUUGGGAAAAAUAUACUGACCCCAAAAUGAUAUCUGAUCCUAAAACAGGUGGAAUUCCUCCUCUUAGCAUACCGAGGAUGAUCCCAUUGCCUUGUUCUCUUCCACUUUUCCUUCAGCUUGAUUCCCAGCAUCUGUUGAUGUGCAGAUUGUUCCUAAAUGUUCAUCAUGUGUAGCUUUUGGAGAUGGUAACCAGUACAAAGUGUCUGUUUCAUUUCAUCCCUUACUCCCCAUGCUGCGGUUUGAUUGUACUACUGUAACUGUGCUUAGAAGGCACUAGAUGGCGCUGCCGUUUAAGAGAAUGAGCAUGACCGAGGCUGCCCUCCUGCUGUAGAUGCUCCUAAUGUCUGUAAACUUCUAUAUUCCACAGUAGAUCUGAGUGGCUGUGUUAUUUUAAUAUUAAUCUCUAACAAUAAUGGAUGUUAAUAUAAUUGUGGCACUUUUAGCUGUAGAAAGAAAGAUAAUGUAGAUGCUGCUGUGAGCUUGAGCUGUGCUUUGCCUUCUGUUUUGUUAAUACUUUUUUUUUUUUUUAUCCAAAUGUUCUGAGGAAUUUUCUCUUACACUGUAAAAUUUCAGAACAGUCUGAAUAGAAUGGAAAAAUAUUAAACAAAAUUAAAUAGUUUUUCUUAAGUCCCUUCACUGGUGAAUAUUUGGUGGUGAAGUUUUCUUUGAAUGUGUAUUUAACAUGCAGCAUCACAUGACUAAACAUUAUCAGGAUGUGGUUGAAGUUUAGUCGUUAUAUUCCACCAAACUGUGCACAUCUGAUUAUGACCUUAUGAUGUUUGGCCACACAGUGAUGUGUAAUUAUCACGCCUCGUGUCUUAUGGUUGAAGAAUAGAAGGUUUUUGUGGGUAUAGAAAAUGGAUGGAUGGGUUGUCACAACAAAUUAAAUAAAAACACUUCCCAGUAGUCGUUUCCUCAUCUGAA